Molecule: messenger RNA, 5172 nt
Organism: Bombus terrestris (buff-tailed bumblebee)
Lineage: Eukaryota; Metazoa; Arthropoda; Insecta; Hymenoptera; Apidae
Product: carboxypeptidase M
Exons: 10
Coding region: 469-1950 (493 amino acids)
Biological process (GO): proteolysis
Cellular component (GO): cell surface
Molecular function (GO): zinc ion binding; metallocarboxypeptidase activity
Source: RefSeq, a predicted model, not a curated record
GGAAGUGGCUUUCAUUAGUAGUGGUGGAGGUGGUGGUAGUGAGCGCGCGGCACACUUCGCGCUUCUCUUUGUAAGUUCUCACAGUACCACGCACCUUGGCUUACUCUCGCAGGUGAAAUAAACUGUUCCUUCAGCGCGAUUCCAUUCCGUUUAUCGUACCCGUGGAAUUAUUCUCUCUUUUUCUAUGAUUAUUCGCGUAACCGUGUUUGUAAAAGAUCGAAAAUCUUAAUGUGUUCAACCGCGAGAAACGGCCUCGGCCCUGCUACUGUUACUAGUGUACUAUGUCAUUGAGAGGAUCUGUCUGAACGAACGAAGAAUCAGAUUUCUCUCGGCGACCUUUCUGUCGCCACGUGCUUCGUGUUCUUUGCAUCUUUUUCACAAAUUCGCCGAUCCUCCACGCGUACGAUUCACCGAAUUGGACAGUUCCAUCACCAACGUUCCUGCGCUUUACGUAAUUAACAAGCCAGAAUGUAUGGACCGAUUUUCUUCGUUACCAUUCUCGGAGCAUUUCAUGAAAUUGCCGCCGCCUCGCAACACAUUAACAAAGAUCUCACGAAUCACUACAAUGCUCGUUUUCACGUUUACGAAGAACCGUAUAGUAUCGACUUCACCUAUCAUAAUUACGAGCAAAUGAGUCGUUUUCUUCGAACAACGUCUCUUCGAUUUCAAAAUCUCACUGCCUUAUAUUCUAUAGGAAAAUCCGUGAAAGGUCGCGAUUUGUGGGUAAUGGUUGUUUCUUCAUCGCCUUACGAACAUAUGAUCGGUAAGCCCGAUGUAAAAUAUGUGGCCAAUAUACAUGGGAAUGAAGCUGUAGGUCGUGAAUUAAUGUUACAUCUAAUUCGCUUCCUCGUAACCAGUUAUGGAUCAGAUCCAUAUAUUACGUGGCUUUUAGACAAUACCAGAAUUCAUAUUCUUCCAUCAAUGAAUCCUGACGGUUUUGAAGUUUCGAAGGAAGGAUAUUGCGAAGGUGGUCAAGGCAGGUAUAACGCACGCGGUUUCGAUCUGAAUCGAAAUUUCCCCGAUUACUUCAAACAGAAUAACAAAAAAAGUCAACCGGAAACAGAAGCUGUAAAGGAAUGGGUCUCUAAAAUUCAAUUCGUUCUGUCUGGAAGCCUACACGGAGGUGCCUUGGUUGCAAGUUAUCCAUUCGAUAACACACCUAACUCGCGAAUAUGCCGGUCAGCGCCAUUAUGUGCAGUGUUUCAGAGUUAUACUUCGGCGCCGAGCAUUUGUCCAGACGAUGACGUGUUUCAACAUUUAUCGUUGGUGUAUUCCCGAAACCACGGAUCUAUGUACCAAGGAUUACCCUGCUCGCCAUCUCAACCAGGCUUUAAAAAUGGUAUAACUAAUGGAGCACAGUGGUAUCCACUUACCGGUGGAAUGCAGGAUUUCAACUACGUAUGGAAUGGGUGUAUGGAAAUUACAUUGGAACUUUCGUGUUGUAAAUAUCCUCCUGCUUCUGAUUUACAAUUUUACUGGGAAGAAAAUCGCGUGGCACUCAUUAAAUUUUUAGCGGAAGCUCAUAGGGGCGUCCGUGGAUUUGUUAUCGACGAAAAUGGAAAUCCCAUUGAGAGAGCAUCUAUCAAAGUGAAAUCACGAGACGUUAGUUUCCUUACUACGAAAUAUGGUGAAUUUUGGAGAAUUUUACUGCCAGGAAUGUAUAAACUAGAGGUAUAUGCAAAUGGAUAUCUUCCACGUGAUGUAGAAUUUAGAGUAGUAGAACAACAUCCGACCUCUUUCAACGUAACAUUAUACAGAGCAAGUAGACAUCCAGGUGAGGAUGAAACUGGAUCCAAUUUUUAUAAUGGGAACAGGGACCAUAUUAAUCGGGACCAUGUGAUACAUUUUCGACCACAUUCUGGAACCAAUACUGCAUCCGAGACAAAUAGCGGAAUUUUUUCAUCCAUUAGUAACGGAUUCAACUCCUUCGUUAAUAAUUGGUUUGGGUGAUUAAUUAUGAGUUAGCGGACAACAAAUUUUUUAACAACAUUGCUGUUUCAUAUUAAUUUCAUAAUGACCAACAGAGGCGAAACGAUGUUGAAAAUGUUUAUCAUUAUUUGUUACUCUAUCUGUUGUUAUAAAUGAUGAUAUAAUAAUUUAUAAAACGGAUAUUACUGAUGAAAUUGAAUCAGUUUCAAAUAACGAAGAAACUUACUUUGUUAUUUGAAGAAGUUCAGAGCAAAGAUGCAGAGCUCAAAUUUAAGUAUAUAGAUAAAAUUGAACGUGUAGAUAUCAUAAUUUAUAUAGUGAGCAAAUAUUUAUAUUUUCUUAAUUUUACAUGUCUCUAUAACUUCGAUAAUUUAUUUUUUAUAUACGUAUGUUCAGAUUUCUUAUUUAUAUUAUUUAAAAAUUAACAAUGUGUAUUAAUUAUUUUUAUUUUUACUUUUAUACAUGGUUUGAAAUAUUUAUUAGUACUGGGAGAGAUACUUAAUCUUCCAAGAAAAUUUCAUUUUAUAAUAAAAAAUAUUUGUUAAACACUUAAAAAUUAAUUUCCAUAAUUCUAUUAUUUAAGCAAACAAAAUUAUUUCUAGAUAUUUCUUCUCGUUAAGUUUUAUUUCUAAUCUCCUAAUGAACAAAAUUCUAGUCUCUUAAUUAAGAGAACGUCAAGUUUUACAAGUUAAAUUAAUUAAAAGAUGAUUUGAACGAAAAUUAAAUGUUUCAUACGUCAACAUUUACAUCUAAUGUUCAUAAUAUAAGAUAUAAAUAUCGACUAAUUGUUCUUAUAAUGAUCCGAAUUAUCUACUCCAAAAAUGUCAUGAAACAAUAUUUGAUACAAGGAAUAACAUCUUUUCAUAGGUAUUCGUAAUAGUUUAAAUUCAUACCACAUAUCGUAUAAUAAGGAAGACUGUUUAAUGAAACAAAAAAAUUACUCGUUAUCAUCUUCUAAUGAAAGUAACAAACACAGUUAUUUUAUAUAUUCUAUACAUAUAUAUAUAUAUAUAUAUAUAUUAUUUUACUCGCACACAAUAAGAUAAUGUCCAAAAAAAUAGUUUUUAAUUGCACUGUUUGCAACAUAUGUAUGAGAAGGUUUAUCAUAUUUGUUUUUUACAUAAGAGGCAUGCCGAAAUAUUGUGCCUUCACUAUCGAAAUUGUCAUUCUCAAACUUCUUAAGAAUAGCAUCAAAAAUGGCCUUAAAAAUUGCGUGAUAAUUUUUCAUCUUUCAAUGAAAAAUUAUCGUUUAUUACCUACUCAAAUUAUAUGUUUUGUUGUCCUCGUAUAAUGUCUGCAAUUAGUCAUACGAAUAAAAUAAAAUAAAAGUAGGUAAAAGUCGAGAAUUCGCGUAACGAAGGGACCUGCUGUAAUAUAUUUUUCUUUGCAUAUUAAACACAAAUUAUAUUUUUUAAAAUACGCGUAUAUAUAUAUAUAUACAUAUAUAUAUAUAUAUAUUAAAUGAAAGAAUUUUACGCAAUAUCGACGUUAUAUGCUAUAUAAUAUUUUGCUAUAGAAGUCGUAUUAACAGAGAAAAUAUUUAAUUUAAAGACAAAAUGCAAUUAUAGCGAAAAAGAAAGUUAUUGCGAUAUAGAUAGUACGAAAAUCUAUAUAUAUCAUAAAAAAAUUAUAUUCAAUGUUUUCAAGUACGAAAUUAAUAUUUUUGUAGAGCAUUUAGUAUCCAAAGAAUAAAAAAUUAAAGUAUAGAUACGUCAAUAAAAAAGAACCUUAUAUUAUAACUGAAUUAUACAAAAGUGUAUUAAAAUUUUCUAAUUAAAGUUAGUUUAAACUAGCUAUUUAAUAUAUUCAAGUAAAGCAGUAUGUGUGUUCAGUGCAAUUGUUCAAAAUACUAAUUGCAAUAAAUGGAUUUCAAUAUUUUUAACUUUAAUAGUUAAUAGUUUGCGGAAAACGUAAUUUCCAAUAAAAUAAUUCCAUAAUAUAUCUUGAACAAACAGUUUUGCACAAUAAUAUAUUGAGAAAGAUUAACUUAAUAUUCACAAAUAAAGUAUACUUAUAAUUGAUCUAAUUUUUAAGCUGCAGAUAGUAACAAUAAUUUUUUAUUUUCCUCUAUAACUUUGUACUCUUCCAUAUAUUCGUUUUCUUUAAGUUGGUAACUCAGAUACUAAUUGUAAGUAUAGCACGCAACAUUUAAAACUGUUACGACUGAGUACCAAUUUCGAUAUAUUAUUUUAAUAUGAUGAAUAUUUUUGAAAUUUUUAAUUAUGUAAUAGCAUUGAUAGCAAAUCGAAAAUAAAAAUUUAACUAGAAGUUAAAUUAUUAUCGAAAUCAAAUAAAUGUAAGUACUUAAGUCAUACAUUUAAAGCAAAUCGUUAUUUCAUAUUACAUCGUAAUUUAGAAUUGUUUAGUAAAUUUAUUACCACAAUAUAACGAAAUAAAAUAGCUCAGAAUAGCCUUAAAUAUUAAUUCAAAUUACUGAAGAGGAUUUUAAAACAUAAAACUAUUUAUCUCCAGCUAACAUUUCCUUUGUUAUCUUAUUAUUAUUAUUAUAUAUUUGUACUUUAGACUCAGUGCCUGUUACAAAGAGGUUAUUGCAUUCUUAUUACUAGUUUCUUAUAUUAUAUGUAUUAAAUUCAUAUAUUGAAUUCUAUCUCUUGAAAUAGAGAAGUAUUGUUAUCAACACUUACUUAAAAUGAUUUAAGUUAAACAUUUUCAUAACUUUCCAAAUGAAUUUUAUGACUUUACAAUCAUACUAAAAAAGUAACUACCGCGUAACUUUUUUAGUAUUAUUUACAAAAAUAAAGAUAACCUUGAUUAUUUAUUGAAAAAAGACAUUUAACAAAUUUUUGGUACUGCAAUUUAUUGUUUGAUUGAGUGUUGACUAAUUUUUGUUUGUAACAUUCUUUUUUGUUCGAUUAUAAUAAAACUGAUACUAAUAUGUGAAUUUAAAAAGCAGUCAAAUUAAAAAUUAAUAGUUUCUAAUAAAUAACUUCCACAACUUCAACUAUUAUUUUGAUUAGUUUAAACAAAAAAACUUCUCCUUCAAACUAUUUCCAGAAUGUACAAUGACUGAAAUCAUUUUCGAAGUAUGUAGUAGCUCAGCUUGAUAUACAUUAAUAGUGCGAGCAUUUAGAUCUCUCGACGAUGCGGAAAACUUAUGUACUUGUAUGUAUGUAUGCGUGGCUUUUAACAUAGGAAUUUUAUAUUUCCAUACAAGAAAUUGAGAAAUGUAAGAUUUUAAUCUAUAAUUUAGGAAACAUAAAUACAAAAAUCUCCGGAAAUUCA